This is a messenger RNA of Erigeron canadensis, 1237 nucleotides long. Its product is annotated as NADPH-dependent aldo-keto reductase, chloroplastic-like. The coding region runs from base 139 to 1086 and encodes 315 amino acids. Gene Ontology annotation, molecular function: aldose reductase (NADPH) activity. Gene Ontology annotation, cellular component: cytosol. The transcript has 7 exons. NCBI's taxonomy places the organism in Eukaryota, Viridiplantae, Streptophyta, Magnoliopsida, Asterales, Asteraceae. The record is from RefSeq and is a predicted model, not a curated record.
AUUCUUUUGUUCUGGCCGCCCACCAUAAACAUAUACUACUCGAACAAUAAUAAAGUGUAAGAAGAGACGCUUUUUCUAUACGCAGAUAUUUUCUUCACUGAAGAAAAACAAGGAAAAAAAAAAAGGAGGAGAAGGGGAAUGGCGGAGAUGAGAUGGUUUGAGUUGAAUAACAAGACAAAGAUUCCGUCAGUGGGUCUGGGAACAUGGCAAUCGGAUCCUGGUCUUGUUGGCGAUGCUGUUGCUGCUGCUGUUAAGAUGGGGUAUCGACAUAUUGAUUGUGCUCAAGUUUAUGGCAACGAAAAGGAGAUUGGGUUAGUUUUUAAGAAGCUCUUCCAAGAUGGUGUGGUGAAACGAGAAGAUUUGUGGAUUACAUCUAAGCUCUGGUGUAAUGAUCAUGAACCAGAAGAUGUACCUGUUGCCUUGGAUAGAACAUUGAAUGAUUUGCAGCUUGACUAUCUCGACUUGUACCUUAUGCACUGGCCAGUAAAGAUGAAGAAGGGAUCUGUCGGCUUUAAGCCUGAGAAUCUUGCCCCAGUAGAUAUCCCUAGCACAUGGAAAGCAAUGGAAAAACUAUACGAUUCUGGGAAGGCUCGAGCCAUUGGUGUUAGCAAUUUUUCUACAAAAAAGUUGGGAGAUUUGUUGGAUGUAGCACGCAUUCCCCCUGCUGUCAACCAAGUGGAGUGCCAUCCUUCAUGGAAGCAGACAAAACUUAGAGAAUUCUGCAAAUCUAAAGACGUUCACAUAACCGGAUAUUCACCACUUGGUUCUCCGGGAUCCACAUUUAUCAAAAGUGAAGUACUCAAACAUCCGGUUUUAGUUUCAGUAGCUGAAAAGUUAGGAAAAACACCCGCUCAGGUUGCUCUCCGCUGGGGUCUGCAAAUGGGUCAUAGUGUACUUCCCAAGAGUACAAGUGAAUCCAGGAUCAAGGAAAAUUUUGAUGUUUUUGACUGGUCAAUUCCCGAAGACUUGUUUUCUAAAAUAUCUUCUGAGAUUGAGCAGGCUAGGCUGCUGAGAGGUACCGGUUUUGUGGAUGAGACUCAUGGUUAUUACAAGACCCUUGAGGAACUGUGGGACGGUGAAAUAUGAACUUUAAAGCAUGCCUUUGUUACUUUCUGAUGUUAAGAUUCCUGAUAUUUCUUUAUGUAUCUUUUGGGAAAUCUUGAACUCAUGUGCCGUCCUGGAUUAUGUUCUUUGCUAUAGUAUUGAAUGAAUGUUUGAUGACUGUCAAAUUUCUGCA